Aedes albopictus (Asian tiger mosquito) is the source of this 3545-nucleotide messenger RNA. RefSeq lists its product as uncharacterized. The coding region runs from base 504 to 3062 and encodes 852 amino acids. Lineage: Eukaryota; Metazoa; Arthropoda; Insecta; Diptera; Culicidae. The transcript has 2 exons. The record is from RefSeq and is a predicted model, not a curated record.
AGAACCGACACCAGUAAUUUGAGUGUUGUUUACUCGGGUCUUCUGCACUCAAUCACGAACGGAGAAAGAUAGCAGAACAUCGUCACAGCACGCUGUGAUUCUCUGUUUCUGUUAAUGUUUCCGUCCUUUAUGUUCCAUCUUUUCGUUUGACGUCUCCACUCAUAGACAUUUUAAUUCAAACCUGUUUAGAUGUGCCUAGGUGAAAGCUGUGUAAGUUUGUGCUCCGUCCAAUAUUUUAAUUAUUGUAAAAACGAAUCAAGUCAUUAUGUCCGAAAUUUGUAUGUAUAAUUACAGUGUAAUGUUGUUAGUCGUUCCAUCAGUCCAUGUCCAAACCUACUUGACCUAAAAACAACUUUUGAUUUUGCCCUGAAGAUGAGUGAAUAAACGCUCGAAACGUCGGCUUUAAUUAAAACAGUUGUUUUAUAAGCAACCCGAGGACCGAAAAUACGCCAGCAAUCGUUAUCAAAUUAUCAAAGACGGUCGUUAUUUUAUCAAUAUCAUCAAUGGCGUCAACCAACAGCAGUACUACAACUUUCUACAACAGUCUUCCACCAUCGCAACGCACACUAUUCAAACAGUACGCACAAACAGUCAAGAAGAUGUGCGCCCAAAAAUCGAGGAAAGAAUUCCUGCGGCAAUGUCGCCGGCAAGGUGUACGACCAGCGCACAUACAGAACACUUUUCGAUGCACUCACUCGCUGCUAGAGGAUGCCAGUCCGUACCGAGGCAAGCUGGAAAAAGCUAUGGAGCUCUUCACGCGCACAAUUCUCAACACCGAGAUAAAAGACAGCUUCUACAAAAUGCAGCGGCUGGAAAGAGACAAAGCUAGCCUCACUAGCCAAAUCACACAGGUAAGCCUACCGCACAUCUACAGUACUUUUUUCCAAAGCCAAGAAUCUUUCUCCAAAAAACAAGAUCGCCUUUCAAAGGUUAGAAUAGAGAGGAAGAUUCAACGGCUACUUGCAAGGGUUGAAGUUGAAAACACCGUCUCCUUCACCGAAAAUGAUGCUUGGAUACGGAACACCACUAACGUGGAGGUUCCCAACCACACAAAAAUUCUAUUAGGAUAUGGUCCCAAAUUCGCCUUGCCGUUUGAGAAUAAUCAAGAAAUACCUUAUUUCAAGAUUAUUGCGGAUUUGGAAUCUAUCCUCAAACUUGAGCCGGAUCCGAUUCUUCAAGCGGCCAACCGCAACCAGUUCACCAACAUCCUUCAAAAUUACGUGAACAAGAGGAAGAAUGGUUGUUUCAACACCACCUCCAACCGCGUUGAACACUUCAUGACCGAAGCGCUUAGCACUAGUAGAAAGUUUAUCCGUGAUCAUCCUGAUGUAUACAUCGUACCCGCUGACAAGGGCAAUAAAACUGUGAUCAUGCUAAAAAACGAAUAUGAAGAGAAGAUGGAUGCACUUGUCAGCGAUGCGAACACAUACGAGAGGAUCGAUACGGAUUGGACUAAUAAAAUACAAACACACAACAACAAGCUAGUGAAUAAGCUCUUCGACCAGAAGAUGAUCGAUCAACAAACCAGGUCGAAGUUGGUUUCCUACCACGCGACCUGUCCAAAAAUAUACGGGCUCCCUAAAAUACACAAACCGGACAGUCCACUCAGAGUCAUAUUAUCGUGCAUUAAUUGCCCGACAUAUGAUCUGUCCAAGUACCUUGCAGACAUACUACAUCGCUCGAUCGACCACAACAAAUACAAUGUGCAAAAUUCAUACGAAUUCUGCACAUUCAUAAACAAUAUCAACCUGCCUCCAGGCUAUGUAUUGGUCUCGUUCGAUGUAGUAAGCCUGUUUACGUGUAUUCCACGGGACGUUGCGAUAGAAGCGGUGCGAAAGAACUGGAGUAUGAUCGAGAAAAACACCACAAUAAAGAAUGUCGAAAUGUUCAUAGAACUAAUUAAAUUCAAUCUCUCCUCCAGUUAUUUCGUCCACCGUGGCAACUUCUACUGUCAAAAGUCGGGAACGGCAAUGGGUAACCCAUUGUCUCCGGCUCUUGCAGAUUUAGUGAUGGAAACAUUGCUAGAUCACGUGCUUGAAGGGAUUGAUAUUCCUAUUCCAUUUUUGAAAAAGUACGUCGACGAUUUGAUCACCGCUCUCCCAAUCGACAUGAUUGAACAUGUGAGAAAUGCGCUCAACGAGUUCAACUCACACAUUCAAUUCACGUGUGAAGUGGAAAAUAAUAAUCAGCUGCCGUACCUUGACAUGCUGCUUAUACGCACAGCGCAGCAAAAAAUCGUCACCGACUGGUACAAAAAACCUGUAGCAUCGGGGCGCAUUUUGAAUUAUUUUUCAUUUCACCCUCUCACACAAAAACUGAACACGGCCACUGGCUUUAUUGGGAGAGUGUUCAAGUUGUCGACGUGCAGAUCAGAAAAUGAGAAGAAAGAGUUGGUCCGGGAUUAUCUGCUAAACAACAACUACUCAAGUUCAUUGAUAAAUCGGUUGAUAAACCGAUAUAUCAACAAGAACACAAACACACAUGAGAGCAACAGCAGUACACAUCCCGAACCAAAAGUGUAUCGAUCUCUUCACCACGUAGAGAAGCUCACGCCGGCUCUCGCAAAAGUCAUCAAUAGAAACUUCCCCAACGUUCAACUGGGCUUCAAAUGCGUCAAAACAAACAGACUGUUGUUUUCGAAGCUCAAAGAUGCAACGCCGCAGUUGGAGAAGAGAAAUGUGAUUUACCGCAUUCCCUGCGCCGAUUGCGACUGCGCAUACAUUGGGCUGACUACGCAACAGUUGAAAAACCGUCUCUCUGGGCAUCGGUCUCUCAUUAACCGAUACACAGAUUUGAAAUCUUCCGACCCGAACAGAGCGACGGAGAGGGAGGAAGAAUUCAAAAAGACGGCGUUGAUGGUCCAUGUGAUUGAAAACGAACACCGAUUCGAUUUACCUGGUACUAAAAUUCUAGAACAGGACAAUCGUUUGAACGCACUUCAAGUUCUUGAAAUGUGUCACAUUUUUUGUGACACCAAAACGGUUAACUAUAGAACCGACACCAGUAAUUUGAGUGUUGUUUACUCGGGUCUUCUGCACUCAAUCACGAACGGAGAAAGAUAGCAGAACAUCGUCACAGCACGCUGUGAUUCUCUGUUUCUGUUAAUGUUUCCGUCCUUUAUGUUCCAUCUUUUCGUUUGACGUCUCCACUCAUAGACAUUUUAAUUCAAACCUGUUUAGAUGUGCCUAGGUGAAAGCUGUGUAAGUUUGUGCUCCGUCCAAUAUUUUAAUUAUUGUAAAAACGAAUCAAGUCAUUAUGUCCGAAAUUUGUAUGUAUAAUUACAGUGUAAUGUUGUUAGUCGUUCCAUCAGUCCAUGUCCAAACCUACUUGACCUAAAAACAACUUUUGAUGUGAGUAUUUUUUGUAUAACAAAUGACUUGACUACUCAAACUUUGUAUGUAAAUUGUAGUUUGCCCUGAAGAUGAGUGAAUAAACGCUCGAAACGUCGGCUUUAAUUAAAACAGUUGUUUUAUAAGCAACCCGAGGACCGAAAAUACGCCAGCAAUCGUUAUCAAAUUAUCAAAGACGGUCGUUAUUUUAUCAAU